AUGGCAGGGAACAACUCGGAGGCAGAUGAAGAGGCUCCGAAGCAGGUGCCUUUGAAUGAAGGGGAGGUGGCUGUUCUGGAGUCCUACCUUGAGCAAUGGGACUCGACAUCGGGUCAAGAAAGAAAUGUGGUCUGGGGGGAUGCCACGACGGAGACUCGGCUGAAGGCCCCUGGCAUGGAUGCCAAGCUGUUGAAGUCCCAAAAGACGGUCUACAGAAAAUGGUUGCAGAACCAUAGAGGGAAGAAGAAGGACGCCAAACCUCCCAUCAAUCUCGGGAGGAAGUGGACAUACCGGGCAGUCGUGGGGUCUCUCAGGAAGAAGGAGCUGCUGAAGAAGAUCGAGGACGAGACUGGUGUGAAGCCUGGCGAACCCGAGAUGAUGAAUCAUUAUGCCAAGUAUCUGGCAGAAAUGGUGAAUUCUCUUACUGAGAAGGAGGUGGAGGAAGCGACCGAGAUGGCUGAGGAGUGGAAAAGCAAGGAGUUCCGCCCGAGCGAAAUGUUCAAGAAGGCCGGGAUGUGGCUGUUCAUGCUGUCGGCUUGGAAGAAUGAGGACGGAAAACUCCUGGUGUCAAGUCAUGACUACAACGACGAGUUCGGCAAUGGCGAAAGUUUCAGCAAGACGGGCGACUGGCAGGUGAUAUUGCCGGAGUGGGAGUCAUAUGUGUCAAAACAGUUCGACAAGGAAGUGGAGGAUGACGCCGUGGUAAGGAAGGGAAGGAAGGACAACACAUAUGUCCUCGAAAUAGGAUGCGAUGGAUUGCCCAUCCUCCCGGACCACGGCAAGAUGGAUUCAGACACGCGGAAGGCUGUCGUCCGAGCAUUCCUAAAUUGGCAUUAUCAGGACUGCAGCAGCAGGCCAAAGGACCCAGUGCCUUGGAAAGAGGUGAUACCUAGGCCAGAAGAGCUCAUCCCUCCGAUGUACCUUCCAGAGGGACGAAAACUUCGGGAGCCAUCAAGAAUGAACUGGGAGGAAGCAACAGAACUGUUGGACUUCUGGUACAACCGACAGGAGAACAUCUGGGACGUCACAUUCGAGUUCUACGGCUGGUGGAGCAAGGCCGACAAGGAGGUAAAACCCCCUGUCGCCGAGGCAGAGGCAGAUACACCGGUGGAUGGACAGGCCAAAGAGAAUCCGGGAGGAAAGGCAAAGACAAGGGUAUCGGUGAGGCGAAAGUCUGUUUUCUGGGCGAUUGUUCCUUCUGACAGCUCUGAUGACGAUGAGGAUGGCCGGCCAACAAAGACAGCCAAACCAGCCAGGCGGCAGGCAGCAAAGACAACCCAUCAGCCAAAAACUUGGGUUGACCCUGCAGACCCAGGGGACGAGUUUCAUCAACCAGAUUCGCCGGAUGAGUCCUCGGAUGAAGAAAGGCCAGCUACCAGGAAGGGCAAAGAACCUGUGAAACAGAAGGCAAAGAGACCUAGGAAGGAGGUUGCGGAGACACGCGGCGAGGAUGAAGCUCCUCUGGAGGUAGAGAGUCGCCCAGUUAUGAAGACCCGUGCUUGCAAGCAGGGCACUGCUCCCGCCAACAGGCUUGUUGCCCCCACAGCUCCACAGAAACCAUCUCCCACAACAGAUGAGCCAUCUGCCUCCCGAGGAGUGCCGACUCCUUUGGACCGACCCAGGAGGGUAGGGCCUGCAUCUCAGCCCGGCGGUGCAUUGUGGCGCAAACCUAGUCGUGGACAGAAAGACGGUCCGGCAGUCGUCUUGCAACACUCUACCAAGAAACACAAGCCGGGCAGACCACGCAGGAAGAAAUGUGCUGCCGAAGAUGAGUUGAAAGGAUCACCUGCCAAACGCACACGCAGCAAGACCACAGAUGUUCUCCCGAAAAGAUCCAAGAAACCCAACUCCAGAUAUGCUGCCAACUUCAUGCGGUCUUGA
Suillus paluster is the source of this 1881-nucleotide messenger RNA. RefSeq lists its product as uncharacterized. Lineage: Eukaryota; Fungi; Basidiomycota; Agaricomycetes; Boletales; Suillaceae. The record is from RefSeq and is a predicted model, not a curated record. The transcript is spliced from 6 exons. The coding region runs from base 1 to 1881 and encodes 626 amino acids.